Molecule: messenger RNA, 630 nt
Organism: Morchella sextelata
Lineage: Eukaryota; Fungi; Ascomycota; Pezizomycetes; Pezizales; Morchellaceae
Exons: 1
Coding region: 1-630 (209 amino acids)
Biological process (GO): DNA integration
Molecular function (GO): nucleic acid binding
Source: RefSeq, a predicted model, not a curated record
AUGGUCGCCGAUCCAAAGUCUCUCCCCACAACAGGUCAUAUGGAAAUAUGCAAUACAUAUGAACUCGCCAAAUUCACCAAAUCAAACCUCGCUCCUCUUACCGGACCACGAUCCAAACAACCACUAGAACAAAUCCACUCAUAUCUGUGCGACAAGUUUUCCAUUCCUUCUCUUCGCGGUUUUAGUUAUUAUAUUACUUUCAUCGACGAUUACUCCAAGUACGCUCACCUCUACUUCCUUAAAAAGAAGUCAGAUGCAGCAGCUGCCACACAACGGCACAUUGCAUACAUGGAAAAUCAAAUAGACAAAACGGUCAAAUGGUUUCGAAGUGACAAUGGUGGCGAAUACAUCUCCAACGACCUCCAACAGUUCUUUGCCACCAAAGACAUAAAACAUGAAUUCACUAUACGCUACUCUCAUGAGUCAAACGGAACAGCAAAACACUUUAACAAAAUGAUAGCAACAAUGACACGAUCCGCUUUGCUCGACCAUGAUCUCCCACGGAAUCUAUGGGCAGAAGCGAUGAAUACAAUGGUGCAUUUCAAGAAUCAUCUCCCACAUAAAGCAUUCCCGAAUAUGACACCAUACGAAGCAGUUACUGGCAAGAAACUCUUCAUUGGGCAUCUCUAA